ACUUAACAUUUUCUUUGGCUUGUUAGCUAGCUGUUUAAAACAGCUUGACCUACUGGUGCAAAUGUAUUAGGUUUAAACCAACAGACAAAUAUGCUUAUCUCCCUAAAAUACAAAAGUGCCACCGGACAUACUGUAAAGUAUAACAACUUGGCAGUAAAAUAAGGCCUGUAACAUUCUACUGAAAUCGGUCAUGUCUGCUCAGUAAAAGCCGUAGCCUUCGGCGAGUCUUCGGCUCGGCGCGUGGGGGACAAAGAUAGAGCUACAUGAGUGUCUGUGUGCGAGAGAGACAGAUAAAGAGAGACACUGGCUGCUGACGGAGGAUUUGUUGAACACGUCUAAAGAAACUACAGCGCGUAUGACUACAAACAGACACAUCACGUUCAGAGCGUUGCGCUGCUUUGCCGGAGCUGGCAACACGGACGCUUUUAUCCUGAUUAAGUAACGGCCGGACGGGAGAGCGACAGGCAGCCCUACAGCACCUCGCAGCCGGCAUUUGUGCAAGAAGUCAAGGGCAAUCGAAUGAUAAAGGGACCGGACGCCGGUUGAGUGUUUGUUUAGAAGUGCCGUCGAGCAGAAACGAAAUAUCUCCUUCCUGGAAAAGAGCUCGCGCCGGAUCGCGCAGCACCGCAAUGCGAAUGUCGAGCGAAGAGACGCUUAAAACCGGCACAACUGCAUUCAACAUGGGCGAAAAUAGAGGAAUUGGCCGCCGCACGGACAGCUGAAUCGUGAGAAAUGCUCUCUGUUCCCGUUCUGAGGUAAAACGCCUCCGCGAGACUGCACGAGACGGCUGUUUUCGGGAUCGUGCAUCUUCAUACGAGACGGCACGCGAUAAUCUGGCCGAUGAAUUAUGCACGGCGGAGCAUGAAUAAUACACUGAGGGGUGACGCUCGUUUUCAGAGACCGGCCGGUGCCCGACGGUGUCCCACAUGACCUACUUUCAAAAAGCUUUACUGCAGGAGAGAUGCGGCCGCAGUGAGAAGCAAACGAGACCUUCGGAGCUGAAAAACAAGCUCAAUGUUUGCUUAUAAGUGUGACCUAUGUCGUGUGCACCUCAGGUGACACGAACGUCACGGCCGGUUCUCUCACUUGAAGCAUCCUCGGCGAAUCGGUAGUAGUUUUAAAACGAAUCUGCCCCGCCGACAACUUUGAAGACUCGAGCUAACGGAAAAAAGGGACCCAGGAGCCGCUGACCUUUGCACUCGCAACAGCAGGAUUAUUUCUUUCUGCUAAAAUCACAGUAGUCUCGGCGCAUGCUGUCGGGAUUUGUAUUGAGCCAAGGGAUUUGCCUUUGCCAGCUGAAAUCUGCACAUGAACUCCAGAAACGCUUCUAAAGGAUUAUUAAAAUGACAGUUUCUCCUCUGUGAUGUCAUGCAGUUGGACAGUCAAGUAUUCUGUAAGCAAUACUACUUAUUUAACGACUACCUUCAACAAUAAAUCUAACUCAACAAUGACUCUAAGCUCAGGAGAUACUUUUAUUGCCGACCAGUGAAUUUGUCUUUGGGUCCAAUCAUGUGGUCGCUUCCAUUACUACGUCACACUGACGUUCCACCGAGAGUGACUGAGAACUUCAUUCUGUCUGGUUAUCGUUUUCCAAACUAUAGCCUACGGCAGUGUCUAGCCUCUGCUUUUCGCCCCACCAAUGAAACAGGAAACUUCUGGACACACUUCCUCCCCAUUUUUGUGUUCGCCUUUCACUUUCUGGAGGUUUUUACGUGGGAAGGAGCACCGGAACCUAGCGAUCCUUUUUUCUACCCUUUCUGGAACUAUUUCCUGGGGGUGCUGUACCUGCUUCUAGCCAGCAGCCUGGCUCAUCUUCUCAACUCCAUGUCGCUCAUCAUCCGUGAAAUCUGUUUCUUUGUGGACUAUGGGACUAUUAGUGCGUAUACAGUGGGUUCCUCACUCGCAUAUUACUACUACAUCCAUCCUCAAGCCGGAAUACCAGAGAUUGGAUUCAGGGGACCGAACUCUACCCAAAGGAAGACCCUGAACGCUGACGAAGAGGCUUGGCCCUCUGCAUCUUCUCCCACUCAGUUCCAGCAGUUCUUUGAAAGCCUCUACAUCCCGUCCUCCUGUCUGGUCGCUAUCAUAUGUGUCAUCACCUGCUGUAACACCAGACAGUGCUGGCGGAAGUACCGCUACGCUGUCCGCACCCUUGUCUUCCUCCUGCCGUUUUUCAUCUCCUCCACUCCUGUCUUCUACCGUCUCUCCACGAGGUCGCUGUCGACCUCCUCACCUCAUCUGUUCUCCACCAUGGCUGCCUUCUUCUACCGCCAUUGUUUCUGGCUGGUGGUAUCUGCCCUCUUCAAUAUCAGUAAGAUCCCAGAACGUUUUUCUCCGGGGAACUUUGAUAUCUGGGGUCACAGCCAUCAGUGGUUCCAUUGCUGCACCUUCCUCUCAAUCCUGGAUGAGCUACAAAUGAUCAAAGUGGAGAUACAGGCCCUGCUUCUCAACCCAACUUUGGUACUAUCACCCGCAAUGCCACCUAGGCUCCCUGGACCGACACUCUGGUCCACCUACGGCAUCAUGUUGCUCCUGCAGGGGUGCAUAGCAUGCAUUAUAGCUUGUUUUGGUUGGCAGGCAUAUCAGAUCUACGCACCCGAGCAAAAAAAGCUAAAGGGACAUUAGGAGGCACUGUAUGCUGGUCAGGUUUAAAGUUCUGGAUUUUGACAAUUUUUAACAAUGUUUUAAUGAUUUUGCAGCUUGAGCUAACUCAUACCGUUAACUCAUACUCCUAGAUGGAAAUGCUAGUCGUUUCCUUCAUUGUAAAAGGGAUCGGUCACCCAAAAAUAGUCCUCUGAGAACUAGCUCUGAGAAGGUAACAUGAAAUUAAUCCAUAUGAAUACAAUAGCAUAUUCCCAGUCAAGUUUAAGCCCUUUUGCGUUCCAGUGACAUGAAGGUGAGUGAAAGAUGACAUCAUUUUCGCUUUUGGGUGAACUGUCCCAUUGUGUUUGAUAUGGCAAUCAAAAAAAAGUGCUCACUAGGCAUUAUUUGACAAAAACUGUGAACGUUGGAGCAGGUUUCAUUCUAAGGACUUUGGAGGGAGGCUGUUUUUGCUGUCAAGUGGUCAAAGUCCUUGCUGCUCUGUAAUCAGCAAGCUGACUCUGCCACACUUGCUCUGCAGGGGCUGUAUUGUUGAACUUGCUCUUGGUUCCAGAAAGUUCUCAUAAUCUUCACAUAAACGACGCAUUAUCGAUCUUUUACUAGGACACCUCACAUAUUGUAACGCUCUUCAUCUUUGAAGUUGUCUUUAUCGUUCUAUCUAUCGCCGUCUGUUUUUUUUUUCUCGUCCGCCCACUCACAUUUCCUCCCUUUUUUUAAGAAACCCUUUAAACAGGAAGUGCACACAAACACAAAUAGCUUCAGCCAAAGCGUUUGAAGCAAAGGGAAACGAGAGGGGUGGAGUCUGCAUCACUGCAGUGCUAAACUACACCCUUCGCAGUUUUUAACCGGCCUUCCGUUCGCUUUAUACUAUGAUUAAUUUCAUUUAUAGACCUUAAUUGAGGUGUGCGGCAGCAUAGGUAGUAAAUGUAGAUUUCAGUCGAAAUGCUGUGUCGUAAUCUACUGUAACUAUGCAUUGCUAUUGAUUGUAUACGCUUAUCUAUGACUUGACUUCUGAUUGAAGGCCUUGGUGGUAAGAUUGAAAGUAGAAAAACGAAGCCAUAUCAUUUGUCGUAAAACAUAUCAGCGAGUACUGUUUUUAGUGUAAAGGCCAGUUUUGACGACGCAGGUUAACUGUAGUGAUGGGGCUACACAAAAAAGCCUGUGGUAAAUCAUAGUUAUCGAUAACUUUGUUCAGGUGCCGGUCUAGAAAGUGCUACUCUUUGGCUGUAUUCAGCUUUAUUGUACUGUAUACAGCCACGAGCUGUCUCCGGUCUUAGGUUUUAUUUCAUCCAAUCAGAUACUUUGAGUAAACGGUGCUCUUAUAAAGAGUGUGUUAAGUGCUUGAGCGAAACACCUGUCGAAACAAAACACACAGGUUAUUUAGUCUGAGUUUGGUGUGGUUUAACAAUAUUUGUGAAUAUCUGUGUCUUUCCGUCUACGACAAAUCGAGGUCAUCGACGUAUCAGAUGUUGUGGCUGUCAAAAAAGAUGUUACGUCUCUGUUGUCCCGUCCUCCGAUUUCAAAGUCAGGCAAGGCCGAAUAGUUGCAAUAGGCGUGAGGACACGUUAAAGCAUUUUUUUUUCCCAGUUUUUAUGCAUUUCAUCAUUCACAGGGAUUCAUUUGUAUUCGUUUAAAAUGAUUAGAGUUUUUAACGCCUCGCACUUAAUACCGUUUGUAUCCUAUAAAUAGAUUUGUUACAUUGCACUGUGUUGCACAAGUAGUAUUAAAAUAUAGACCGAAUAUAUGAUUUGCACAUAAAUGACCUAAUGUGUCUGCGCUAGUCCGUGAUUUUGACAGGCACCCGAUGUAGAUUCUCCUUCCUGCUUUAAUACCCUGCUUUAACCGAAAGCUUUCGGCAAUUUCGACAGAGCGUUGUUGGGCUGCUCGCGACUUUUUGUUUGCCAUCGCGCAGGCCCGGCAGAUUUGUCCUUACGCUAACGCCUCACACCUGUAAUAAGAUAUAUAGUUAUAUUUUAAAGCUCAAAUGUACAAAAGACCUGCAUCAAAUAUGUUCGCUCUGGAGAAAACACCAAAAUAUGUAUAUUUAAAAACUGUGUUUAAAACAGCUUGGUUAGAAAUAUCUAGUUCUAGAACAGUUUGUCUAGAACAGCUGUAGUUCUCAGGGGAGAAGACGGAUUAUAGUCUUAAUGCACUGGAAACUAUGCUGUAGUGUGUUUAUAAUCAUGGUUUACUUGGGUAGAUCAUGCUAAUAUAUCUUAUUUAUUAAGAUAUAGGUUUGAGCGUGAAACUAGAAUAUCGGGUUUAGUGGUUAUUAAUAUUUAAGAGUCGUUGUACUGCUUCUAUUUCGAUCUGUAUCAAAAGAUGAAAACUAGAUCAAUAAAUUUAAAUGGUGAA
Messenger RNA from Puntigrus tetrazona (Sumatra barb), 4956 nucleotides. It is a transcript of the gene paqr9, whose product is annotated as progestin and adipoQ receptor family member 9. Lineage: Eukaryota; Metazoa; Chordata; Actinopteri; Cypriniformes; Cyprinidae. Gene Ontology annotation, molecular function: signaling receptor activity. Gene Ontology annotation, cellular component: membrane. The coding region runs from base 1510 to 2625 and encodes 371 amino acids. The transcript has a single exon. The record is from RefSeq and is a predicted model, not a curated record.